ACAAACCACCGAGCUCCUAAAAGUCAAAGUUUGUCUUAUUUGAAAAUAAAUUUAUAUUUCCAAUAUCUCGACAAUUCGCUUUUGUCUUCUUCAGGGGGAUGAAACAGGGCUUUAGUCUACACGUCAUACAUUGUGCAUUUAAAAUGGUCACUAUACAAUAAUUAUUUCCAAUUAUUUCCAAAGAGAAUCCAUCGGUAUUCUAUUGGCCUGACUGCUUCCUUAAACAUCAAUUUGGACAUAAAAAGGAGGGAUAAUCUGUUGUGCUACGAUGUCGCAAAGUAGCAGUCUGGUAAUUCCCAUUGUUCUUUGGGGCAAGGAUGCUCCCACCCAUUCCAUCACCGCCAUGACCGUGGCACCUGACUUUUCCUCCAUUGUGACGGGAUGUCAAGACGGUCAGAUCAUCAUUUGGGACAUUCGGCAACAAACUGGGCCCCAUCGUCACUCUGACGUCCCUUCCCCCAUGGAACUUGAUGAUGACCUCAACAACAUUACCAACGUCACGAAUGAAAUGAUGGCACAGGGAGGGGCACAGCUGUUUAGUGGGGAAGGUGGCGGACCUAUGUGUAAUCAGCCAUGUUGGGAGAUCACUCCGCGAUGUUUUCUCAUUGGUCAUUCAGGAACGAUACUUUCCAUUGCGUACAUUCCAAUGGGGUCUGGAUCUGUUGAUCUCGUCGUCAGCUCGAGUGAUAAUAGUGAGCUGUGUAAUUGGGAUGCUGGCGAUGGGAGGUGUUUGGAAUCAAACAAAUGUGCUAAUUCCCAUAGCCGACUGCUGCCGUACCACUUAGCAUUCUGCCCUCAAGAUCCGAAAUUAUUCUGCACGGGAUACUAUCCUGAUGUACAAAUUGUAGAUCCAGUCACCCUUGAAACUAUUAUCUCACUUUGUUCACAUGUAAAUCCUGACUGGAUUUCGGCAUUGCAUGUCCUUAGGCCUAAUAAGAAAUUAGGUACACAUCCAAUUGAUUUAAUUUCAUAUUUUGUAGAAGGUGGGCUGAAAAUUUUUGGGUUAAUCCGUUUUUCCAUAUUAGAUGAUGUAAUUUUGGCGACGACUAUUAGUGGAACGGUCAAAGUGUGGACAAUAAAUGACCAAGAGUACCGAGAGAGAGCCCCUCUCCAUGAAAAUGAGUCAAAACAAAUCAAAACUAAAAAUGUAUCAACUCUAGUCUGCUGUUUGUAUAAUAAUCGGACAGUUUUAAUUGUGUCGGACAGAGCUUGGGAGGUGUACGAUGCGGGUGAUUUUUCAGUGUUAACCAGUUACCAACCCCGUGUAAGGCAAGAAAAGUGGGUUGGAGGUCAAUUCAUUUCUCCUGAAAGAGUUAUAAUUUUUGGAUCUUCCGGAAAAUCAUACUUAUUUAAGCUUCCAAACAAUUGUAUUGUGGACCACAAGGACUUUCAUCGCAUGGGUUACAAGGAAGAAGCAUUCAACUACUGCAUUUUGUGUGUUCCGAAUACAAAGUUUUUGGUUUCUGCACCACAGUACUUGGUACUACAGCCUCCAUCGACAGAUAACCCCCAAUUAAAGGGUUCCAAAUCAAUUUUACUAAGGGGCGAUUGCGAUUCGAAACUUACAAUUUGGAACAUUCCUCAAGUGACAAAUUCUCAAAUCAUGCAAUUAAAACAAAUGGCUGUUGGAGAUGAAAAUGCUAGUGAAGAGGCACAAAAGAUGUUGCAUGCAGCUUUCCAUCCUCCAGAGAUGCCACCAAAGUCUGUUUCUAGUCUUCAGCAAGCAUGGGAUAACCUAAAACCAUCACCUCCUGGAAUUCUCGAUCAAUUUGACACGGAAGAAUGCCGAGGACCUUUGUUGACAUGUUCCAUAUAUUUGGCACAACAAUGCCGGCUUGUGUGUGGCCGCGAAGAUGGGAGCAUUGUUGUUGUUCCUGCGACCCAAGCAGUUAUGCUACACUUGUUACAUGGAAAGCAUCAACAAUAUGAAGAAUGGCCAAUGCACCAAAUUCUCUUGGGUCAUAAAGGAAAAGUAAACUGUCUAGUUUAUCCACAUGGUGUACAUCCCAGAUAUGAUCCAGCUUAUCUGGUUUCCGGUGGUCGUGACUUUUCAGUCAUUUUAUGGGAUAUUGUGAAAUGCGACCUUCUUCACCGAUUUUGUGUACAGGCGGGGGAAAUUACACAAAUCUUGGUCCCUCCAAAUGAGUGCAGUCCGAGAGUCCUACAGACCGUAUGCAGUGUUUCUGGUGACCAUUCCGCCGCCCUACUUUCUCUACGAGAGAAAAAAGCAAUUCUCCUCGCGUCUCGACAUUUAUUUCCUAUUAUAUCAAUUAAAUGGAGACCAUUGGACGAUUUUCUAAUCAUUGGAUGUUCUGAUGGAACUGUGCACGUCUGGCAGAUGGAAACUGGUCAUUUGGAUCGAGUUCUGUAUGGAAUGGCUGCUGAAGAUGUGCUCCAAGCUUGUGAUGAAAACGGGAAUAUUUUGGCUGUUCAAGACACAGGACUAGCAAACCCAGCUGUGCAUUUCUUUAGAGGACUGAAAUCUAGGAAUUUAGCAGCAAUUCGCCAUGCUGCGCAAAGGGGACUACACCAACUUCAUGGAGCAGGCCAACAAGGUCCACUUGAUCCUUUAGAUCAUGGUCGUCAACGUCUUCCUCCCUUGAUGAUUCAGGGUCUCAGGACAAAUGAAAACGAUCCGGAGGCGCACGUGUUAUUUUUUGACAUUGAAGCUUUGAUUGUCCAACUUCUUGCUGAAGAAUAUGGCGCCGUUUCUCCAGCGUCACUAGAAGCCCAAGGUCUUAUUAGUCAAACUGAAUUUUGUAAAAUCUUGGCACUUACCCACUCUGCAAGUCCGGACGCUCAGCAGAAAAUCGCAGAUUUUUUCGGGAAGGUGAAAGAUCGAGCUGGUGAUAUGGAACGGAUAUUAAAAGACAAAGACAAGCAUGGAUUAUUAUCAAAGGUUAAAGAGGGCGCAGAAAAAAUUCAAGCAAAAGCAGAAUCAGCAUUGCUGAUCAAACAAGAAAAAGAAUUGAACGCCAGUCGCAAAAAUUCCAGUGCAAGUUUAAUUGGGUGCGAAAUAUCGUCCACAUCUUCCGGUCCGCGAAGAAAUAGAAGUCUUCUUUUCGAAUCCACUAUUCCAAUGGAAAUUGCCCAACUGCUUUUGUCGCUGCUUCUUGGGUGGGGUCUGGAUGUUGAGUUGGAUGGCAUUUCUGAAGCAAGAUUAGGCCUCCUCAAGCCACUCGUGCCCAUCUCGUUUGGUCAGAUUUCUAGAGGCUACAUGUCCUUAAUGUCGCCCACUUGGAAACCUGCAACAAAAACGAAAUUGGAAGACGUCUUAAAAAUCACCUCUACCUUGUCCCAACGUGUCAAAUGGUUCACUAGCAGAACUCAUUGGGAAAUCUCAAACUCAAUGUCGACCAACCAUUUGUUGUCAAUUGUGGCUUUAGCAAACACUUUAAUGUCGAUGCAAAAUGCAACGUUUGUUCCUGAGCAAGAACGAGUGCGCCGAGCGAAUCGCCCAUCCACAAAAAAUCCACAAAAUCAACAGGAAGACUCGUAUGUGAGUCAACAAGCAGCAUCGAAGCACGGGUGGUCACUCGUCGCAACUUUGCACUGUUGCAUGCUCCAUGAAAAAUUGAAAACUCUCGGAGAUUUUAAGGAACCUUUAGUAGAAACUUUAGCGAUCAGAUGGCAAGACCGCUGUGUCGAAAUUCGGGAUGCUGCACAAGCACUGCUUCUGGCAGAGUUAUCAAGGAUUGGAGUUGACGGACGAAAGAAACUGGUGGAGACUUGGGCACCAUUUUUACCUAAUUUGCAAAUUGGUCCUUUCGUAAACCCCUCAACCGCAAAUACUGGAAUAAUUUCUACUACACAGAACCCCGGCACUGGUACUACACCGGUUACAACACCGUCGAGCCAGGGUGAUGCCGCAGAAGAUAACUUGUCUGUCACUGGCCCAGGUGGUCCAGGAUCUGAUCAAGAUUUUGAUGAAGACGUUGAAGAACCAAGUUUACGACCCUCGCCUUCUGAAUUUAAGAGGAAACAAACAACAGCCAUCAUUCUUCUGGGUGUAAUUGGAGCAGAAUUUGGACUUAGCUUGAUAGAUCUGAAUACCGCUAGGACAGUUGACGUUGGGAGAAAUAAAGGUGUUGAAGGCUUUGGUGUAGGAAACAGCGAUCUCGCCAGAUUGACAAGCAAAGCAUUGACCCACCUCCUCCUUAAUCCUCAACUGAAUCAGCAGUCUCAAAAAUCUGGAUUGACGACAGCUGGGCCUUAUUCAUCUCUUCGAAGAGCUGCUAUCGAUUUAAUCGGAAGAGGAUUUACAGUCUGGGAACCCUUUUUGGAAGGGUCAAAGGUUUUACUUGCUCUAUUGGAGUUGUGCUGUGAGGCGGAUAAUCUUGUUCCAAGCAUGUCAUUUGGAUUACCGCUUACCCCUCAAGCCGACGCUUGCCGAACAGCGAGGCAUGCUCUUACAUUGAUUGCUACUGCUCGACCCGCUGCGUUCAUAACCACUAUGGCAAAGGAGGUGGCUCGGUACAAUACACUCCAACAGAAUGCUCAAGCCAUCCAAAUAAAUCUAAACAACAUUAUACUGAAUCGAUCUAAGCCCGAAAUUCUCAGAGUUAUUGAACUUUUAAUUGAGAAAAUGCAAUCCGAAAUCUCUGACUUGAUCGUGGAGGUGAUGGACAUUGUCUUGCAUUGCGUGGAUCAUGGCCACCUAAAGACUAGGGGGCUCUCGGAUGUGUUUCCUGUUCUCUGCAGAUUUUCCCAAGUCAGUCACUGUCCUACGACACGAAGAAUUUCCGUUGGGAGUAAACAAGGGAAUUUGGCUAUUUAUGAAUUGCGUAGCUCUAAAUGUCAAAGCAUUACAGCACAUAAUAGUCCUAUAACUGCGUGUGCUUUCUCACCUGACGGGAAAUUUUUGGCAAGCUAUACCUGUACGGAGAAUAAGAUGUCAUUUUGGCAGACGAGCUCUGGGAUGUUUGGCCUUGGUCAUACUCAAACCCGUUGCGUUAAGACUAUAAGUACUGUUCCCCUGCCAGAUAAUCUCAAGAACACUAUCAGAUCUCCAAAACUGGUGUGGACCGGAUCGCGCAAUGUUAGCCUGUUGUUGGCCGACGGAUCUGAAAAUCGUUACGGCGUGUAGAGUGUAAUAUUUAAUAGUGUUUAGCUAUUCCCUCUUCUUGGGUGGUUUGUGGAAAUUUAUAGUGAGAUAACUAACUAGUCGAUUUUGUGUGGCAACCCCAAACUGAUGAACCUCGUCUGCUGACCUUUUUCCGUUAUUGUGAUUGAGAUUUAAUAGUCUACAUACUGCAUGCAUAUUGGGUCAUUGUCGGACCCCUUUUAAUUUUCAGUCAAUUUCUCCAAGUCGUGUAUUAAAUUUCUUGGUGCUUGCAAUUUUUUUAACAUUAUGCAUGACUAUUGUGAAAGUUUAUAUGUACAUUUAAGGCAUUAUGCAAAGAUAUGAGUGUCUAAUUUUGUAGAUUAAUACUACUUUUAUUGGUUCAGUUGGUCGAUAUUUUUUGAGAUAACAAAACGAAAGAAAUAUUCUGUAGUUGAUACAAAAUUGAAUGACACUCAUAAACCAUGUAAUAUACAAAAAAAGUGUAGCAGAUUAUAGAAUGUAGCUAUGUAAGAAAUCGUAAAAAAUAUCACUCUGUAAGGAUUUUAAAAUGUGAUGUACCUAUUAAUUAACGUUCGUUGUUGGUCAUUCAGGAAUAAAUAAUUCCAUGAUCUCAUUCAAACGA
Folsomia candida is the source of this 5687-nucleotide messenger RNA. It is a transcript of the gene Rbcn-3B, whose product is annotated as WD repeat-containing protein 7. Lineage: Eukaryota; Metazoa; Arthropoda; Collembola; Entomobryomorpha; Isotomidae. Gene Ontology annotation, cellular component: cytoplasm. The record is from RefSeq and is a predicted model, not a curated record. Bases 269 to 5086 code for a protein of 1605 amino acids. Gene Ontology annotation, molecular function: protein binding. The transcript is spliced from 28 exons.